Hibiscus syriacus is the source of this 1805-nucleotide messenger RNA. RefSeq names its product acetate/butyrate--CoA ligase AAE7, peroxisomal-like. Lineage: Eukaryota; Viridiplantae; Streptophyta; Magnoliopsida; Malvales; Malvaceae. The record is from RefSeq and is a predicted model, not a curated record. Bases 45 to 1745 code for a protein of 566 amino acids. The transcript is spliced from 5 exons.
GAAUAAGGAGGAUUACAACUGAGAAAGUUGGUGAAUCGACGGUGAUGGAGAUCAGAGAUAUCGACGAUCUUCCGAAGAACGCCGCAAACUACACCGCGUUGACGCCGUUGUGGUUCUUGGAAAGAGCCGCCACGGUUCAUCCGACCAGAAAAUCGGUGGUCCAUGGAUCUCGUACUUACACGUGGCUCCAAACUUAUCUGCGUUGCCGUCGUUUGGCGUCGGCUCUGUCUAAACGGUCCGUCGGAGUCGGUAGCACGGUAGCUGUGAUUGCACCAAACAUCCCUGCGACCUACGAAGCUCAUUUUGGAAUCCCCAUGUGUGGUGCUGUUAUAAACCCAGUAAAUAUUCGACUAAAUGCUUCAACCAUCGCUUUCCUCUUGGGCCAUUCACAAUCUGCCAUUGUCAUUGUGGACCAAGAGUUCUUCACUUUAGCAGAGGAUUCUUUGAAAAUCAUGAAGGAAGAAAGCCAAGGCCAUUUCAAGCCUCCGCUUCUGGUUGUCGUAGGGGACGAAUUCUGUGAUCCCGAAGAACUCAGGUACGCUUUGCAAAAAGGAGCCAUCGAGUACGAGGAGUUCUUAGAAAGUGGUGACCCUGAAUUCGCUUGGAAACCUCCCAAGGACGAGUGGCAAAGUAUAUCAUUGGGUUAUACGUCGGGCACGACCGCCAGCCCGAAAGGGGUUGUUUUACAUCACCGAGGGGCGUAUUUAAUGUCUUUGGGUAAUCCUCUUGUAUGGGGAAUGAAUGAAGGAGCUGUAUACUUGUGGACUCUCCCUAUGUUCCACUGCAAUGGUUGGUGUUUCACUUGGGCACUUGCAGCUCUUUGUGGAACAAACAUAUGUCUUCGACAGGUAACAGCAAAGGGAGUCUAUUCGGCUAUAGCAAAGUAUGGCGUGACUCAUUUCUGUGGUGCACCUGUGGUGCUUAAUACCAUAGUUAAUGCCCCAGCUGAGGACACCAUUCUACCCCUCCCACAUGUUGUUCAAGUAAUGACAGCCGGUGCUGCCCCGCCUCCUGCUGUUCUCUUCGCAAUGUCUCGGAAAGGCUUCCGAGUCACUCACACUUACGGUCUCUCAGAAACCUAUGGUCCUUCUACGAUUUGUGCAUGGAAGCCCGAGUGGGACUCACUUCCGGAUGAAACUCAGGCUCUUCUAAAUUCACGUCAAGGAGUUCGAUACACCACUUUAGAACGACUAGACGUCAUUGAUACCAAAACAUGUGAGCCUGUCCCCGCUGAUGGAAAAACUUUGGGAGAAGUAGUGAUGCGCGGAAAUGUUGUGAUGAAGGGUUACUUAAAGAACCCGAAAGCAAAUGAGGAGACAUUCGCGGAUGGCUGGUUUCACUCUGGGGACCUCGGUGUGAAACACCAAGAUGGGUACAUUGAAAUAAAAGAUAGAUCAAAGGACAUCAUCAUAUCCGGAGGUGAAAACAUCAGCAGUGUUGAGGUAGAAAAUAGUCUAUACCUACACCCUGCGGUGUUGGAGGCAUCCGUGGUAGCCAGGGCCGAUGAACGGUGGGGAGAGUCACCUUGCGCUUUCGUGACUUUGAAAGUGGAGGUUGACAAAUCGGAAGAGCAGCAGUUAGCGGAGGACAUAAUGAAGUUUUGCAAGUCGAAAAUGCCGGCUUACUGGGUUCCUAAAUCGGUGGUGUUUGGUCCAUUGCCGAAGACAGCUACAGGUAAGAUCCAAAAGCAUGUGUUAAGAGCAAAGGCAAAACAACUGGGACCCGUGAAGAUGAGUAAGUUGUAACUUGGAUAGUAUAUUCAUACAAGUCUGUAUACUCUAAUGAUUUAUGUAUCAUUGUGGGUU